Eublepharis macularius is the source of this 3254-nucleotide messenger RNA. Its product is annotated as mucin-3B-like. Gene Ontology annotation, biological process: regulation of transcription by RNA polymerase II. Gene Ontology annotation, molecular function: transcription cis-regulatory region binding. The transcript has 11 exons. The coding region runs from base 23 to 2359 and encodes 778 amino acids. Gene Ontology annotation, cellular component: nucleus. NCBI's taxonomy places the organism in Eukaryota, Metazoa, Chordata, Lepidosauria, Squamata, Eublepharidae. The record is from RefSeq and is a predicted model, not a curated record.
CACACAGAUUUCUUCCUCCUCUAUGUCACAAUUUUCUAGUCCUGUAGUUUCAACUGAGGUAUCAACUUCUCCUCUGAGCUCGUCUGAGUCUACCGUGACUUCUGCCCCAUCGAUCUCACCAGUGUCUGCCUCCAGCGUCCCCACUUCACCAAGUGAAUCCAUCCCUACUUUUCAGAAAGUGAGCUCUAUGGUGACCGCAACCACACUUACCUCUUCCUCCCCAGGGACAGAGGAGUCUUCAACCACACAGACUUCCUCCUCUGCUUCGCAAUUCUUUAGUUCUGCUGUUACUUCUGAGGUAUCAACUACUCCUCCAAACUCGUCUGAGUCUACCGUUACUUCUGCCCCAUCGAUCUCACCACUGUCUUUCUCCAGUGCCCCCACUUCACCAAGUGAAUCCACCCCCACAUCUCAGGAAGUGACCUCUACGGUGACCGCAAGCAAACCUUCAUCUUCCUCCCCAGGGACAGAGGAGUUUUCAACCUCACAGACUUUCUCCUCCUCUGCCUCGCAAUUCUUUAGUCCUCCAGUUACUUCUGAGGUAUCAACUUCUCCUCCUAGCUCGUCUGAGUCUACCGUGACUUCUGCCCCAUCGAUCUCACCAUUGUCUGCCUCCAGUGCUCCCACUUCACCCAGUACAUCCACACCUACAUCUCAGGAAGUGAGCUCUAUGGUGACUGCAACCACACCUCCAUUUUCCUCCCCAGGGACAGAGGAGUCAUCAACCACACAGACUUCUUCCUCCUCUACAUCACAAUUCUCUAGUCCUGAAGUUUCAGCUGAGGUCUCAACUUCUCUCAGCUCUUCUAAGUCUCCCUUUACUGCUACCCCCUCAAUGUCACCAGUGUCUGCCUCCAGCUCCCACGCUUCUCUAAGCGAGUCCCCUCUUACAACUCAGGAAUUGAUCUCAGUGGAGACUUCAGUUCCGCAUCCCUCUUCGUCUUCAGGGCUAAAGGCGUCUUCCACCACAGAGAGAUUUUCCUCCUCCACGUCACCUAAUUUUUCUACUGAAUUUAUUACCAAGCUCUCAAGUCCUCUUCAGUCCUUUUCUGAAACUGCCGUUCCUUCCGUUUUGUCUACCUCUUUUGCUUCGGCAUCCACCAUGAAAACCUCACCUACUGAAAUCUUCUCAUUGCCGCACAGUUUUGCCUCCUCAGUGCUUCCCAAUUCUCGACUGCCAACAGUUUCUGCAACUCCUCAGUCGUUCAGCACUGUGCUUAUGAGUUCUUCAAGUUUUCCUCAUAUCCAGAAUUCAACAACAUAUGUUAUAUCUACAAGUACAGAAGUUUCUUCCAGUGUUGCAUCUCAUGUGUACUGUGAGAAUGGAGGGACGCCUCAGGGUUAUCGGUGUCUUUGCAAGCCUCUCUUCACGGGGCAGCACUGUCAGGAGGUACUGAACGAAAUCCAAGCUGUGAAUGUCACGGCUACUGUCAACAUCAUCGUCGAGGUGACGAAUAGGAACUACAGCGCAGCAAUGAAAGAUCUGGCAUCCAACAUCUCCAAGCAGUUUUUGACCGUUUUUGAGGAACAGAUGAGAAAAUUCUACGAGAGCAUUCUCAACUUCCGGGGGAUAAAAGUAAUCCAGCUGAGGCCAGGCAGCGUCGUCGUGGACCACGAGGUGCGCUUCUCGGUGCCCUUCUCCGGCUUCAACGCUUCGUACGAUGAGGCUUUGGGGGCCAUCGCGGGGCGCUUCAAGAGCCAGUCCUGGACAGAGGAUCCGCUGCACUUUAAUAACACCCCUCGGGUGGUCGCGGUGUCCCUGAGCCCUGAAGACCUGUCCCGGACCUGCAGGAAUGAGCAGCUGAUACCACAGGACUUCCAGCGGUACUACGUGGCCCGCAACGUCAGUGGGCGGCUCCAGUGUGUCUCCAACUGCAGCACGUGGCACCCGGACACCUUCACCUGUGGGCAAGGAAACUGUUACAUCCAGGCCAGAGGGCCCAGUUGCUACUGUGAGCAGUCGGACUCCUACUGGUACGUGGGCAGCCGCUGUGAGCAAAGCAUCAGCAAGGUGGGGGUGGCCGUGGGGGUGGCGCUGGGCCUGGCUGCUCUCCUGCUGCUGAUUCUCAUCUUGGCCCUGCUCCUCUGCUGGAGGCGCCGCGCUCCCAAGGAGAAGGACCGCAGGCUGACGGGCACUCCUGAUGAAGAGAAGUGGUACGAGAACGCGUCCGAGUGGGUUGCUGGCCCCCGAGGCUUCCCUGGGCAGAGCCCAGGUGCAGACAGCGUGCCAGAGUCGGAGAGUGGCUCCAGCGGUGAUCAGCCUUCCUUGCCAGGCCAGGGAUCCUUCCGGCCCCGCCUGGACAAGGUGGACACCUCUCUCCAGACACGGAUUGCCCGGCCCCAGGUGACCCGGCUGUGAUGAGCCCUGGAAGUCAGGCCACAAGACAGAAGCCACAUGUGGUCUGCACGGGACUUGCCCUCCUUGGGGCCAGGGAGACAGCAGGGCCAAAGCGAGUGGAGGGUUGCUGUGGUGCCCCUCCCUCCAGAGCAGUGGUGUGUUGUCAGCCCCUUGAAUGCGGCGAUUCUCUUCUACUGAUGCCGGGAUAAAGAGGCUCCUGCAGGCAUUUCAAGGGCAGCAACGGAGACGGCAGAAGCGCUCUCCAGGGACGGGCGUUGCUCCACACGUGGCUUGCAGGGCUCUUCCAGGCCAUUCCAAGGCUGGCUCUUUUGUACAAGGCUACGGGAUCCGCAGGUUGGGACUGUGGCCAGCACUGUGAGAAAGGUCUCCCCCACCUUUCCUUCCUCUGCCAGCCUCCCAGUCCUCCCCCCCGCCCCCCCCCCCCGCCAUCCUGGCUUGCUUCUCGCCCUUCCCUGUGUGUGAAAUGCCCCACAGCCCUCUUCCUCCUUAGGUUCAAGCGUGCGGGCCCACAAUGCAACGCUCCGGCACCCUGGACCAUGCGGAGGCGAGAGGCUGCUGGGCGUGGGGCUGCGAUGGAGGCGGAGGAGGGGAGGGGCCUGGCCCCGGCUGCCUGUGUUCUCAGGAAGGGGGAGGGGGCACAGCACGGGGUCCAAGGCCAAGCUCAGGCACCCCAGAGCCCCUGUGGGCAGCGGGCGGCGGCAUCUCUGGGGAGGGAUGUGCAGGCAGGAGGGGGGCUUUCCGGGACUCUGCCGGCAAAUCACCGGCACCCCUCCCCGCCAUCCUUUCACUGAACAAAUGUCCAGUACAACAAUGCAGCAUUAAAUACGGCAACUGAGUUGGAUGUUGUCAUGUGCAAUGCAAAGAAUAAAACACACACACACACAGGAAUACUCAU